CUCCACAGGACAUGGGCUGUGGCCCAGCACCCCGACACCUCUAGCCCCAAGCACCUCGGCCCCACCAUGCUGACCAUAAAGCUGCCGCAGAUCUUCAGGGUCCAUCAGGUGCCUCGGAUCUUCUGGGAGGAUGGGAUCAUGUCAGGGUACCGGCACCCCAAGAGCUCAGCCCUCGACUGCGUCCUCAGCUCCUUCCAGAUGACUAACGAGACAGUCAACAUCUGGACACACUUCCUGCCGACCUGGUAUUUCGUGUGGCGCUUCCUGGUGCUCUCCUCCUCCCUGGCCCUGUGCCGGGAUCCCUACCACUGGCCCCUGCUCAUCUACCUGCUGCUCGUCUGCCUCUACCCCUUUGCCUCCAGCUGUGCCCACACCUUCAGCUCCAUGUCGGCCCGCGCCCGACACCUCUGCUACUUCUGCGACUACGGGGCCCUCAGCCUCUACAGCCUGGGCUGUGCUUUUGCCUACGGGGCCUAUGCGAUGCCGGACCAGUGGGUUGGUGGCGUUUGGCACCGUUACUUUGUCCCCGCGGCCGCUUUGAACUCCUUCAUCUGCACCGGCCUCUCCUGCUACUCCCGGUUCCCUGAGCUGGAGCGUCCCCGCCUGAGCAAGGUGCUGCGGACGGCAGCUUUCGUCUACCCCUUCCUCUACGACAACAUCCCGCUCUUCUGCCGGCUCCUCUUCUGCUUCUGGAGUAACAGCCCCUGGAGUGACGCCGUGGCCGGUUACUGCUACCACCUCCUCUUCGCGCUUCUCACCGCCUUCCUCUUCACCUCCCACCUCCCCGAGCGCCUGGCGCCCGGCCGCUUCGACUACAUCGGACACAGCCACCAGCUCUUCCACGUCUGCGCGGUGCUGGGCACCCACUUCCAGCUGGAGGCCGUUCUCUGCGACGCGCGCUCGCGCCGGGGCUGGCUGCGGGGCCACCUGCCCAUCCCGGGGCUCCCCGGCACCUUUGGCACUGCAGGACUGGCCAUUUUGGGCAACGCUGCCAUCAUCGGCGCCUUCACCGCGGCCUUGCCCCACGCACCUGGCAGCUCCGGUGUCCCCCCAAGUGUCCCCCCGAGUGUCCCCAGCGAUGCCGGGUGCUGGAGGGACCAAUGACAAGGGGGAACAAGUGGCCGGGCUGCAGGGGCUGUGCACCCCCAGAUCUCUCCCACCCUCCAAGUGUGGCUCAGAUGCCUGGGUCCUGCUGUGGGGUGUCAUAAGAUGAGGGGGGGUGUGUCCCCCUCCCGCCCUGGUCCCUCUGCAGCCCCGUGCCUCAGUUUCCCCACCUUUUAAACACGGCUAAUGGUACUCAUCGCUGCAGGGAGGGCACUCACACUGACCUAACCCAUGUAGCAGCCCCGUGCAGAGGCCUCAGCCCCAGAGCAUGGGACCCCCAAGUCCAUGGACCACCGGCCGGUUUCUCAGCAGAUUCAGAGCAGUAACCCCGGGGA
Messenger RNA from Calidris pugnax (ruff), 1439 nucleotides. RefSeq names its product progestin and adipoQ receptor family member 6-like. The record is from RefSeq and is a predicted model, not a curated record. The transcript is spliced from 7 exons. Gene Ontology annotation, molecular function: signaling receptor activity. Lineage: Eukaryota; Metazoa; Chordata; Aves; Charadriiformes; Scolopacidae. Gene Ontology annotation, cellular component: membrane. The coding region runs from base 67 to 1104 and encodes 345 amino acids.